Molecule: messenger RNA, 2348 nt
Organism: Microplitis mediator
Lineage: Eukaryota; Metazoa; Arthropoda; Insecta; Hymenoptera; Braconidae
Exons: 9
Coding region: 193-2226 (677 amino acids)
Source: RefSeq, a predicted model, not a curated record
UCUGUGAGUGAUUAACGAGUAGUUUAAGUGUGUGUUAAGUGGACUCAAUAAUUAUUAAAAUAUAUAAACUCGCAUUGGUCGUCGUGUCCAAUCACUGUUUAUACGUUUCUGCCACGUAUUAUUAUCCUCAUUCUCAUUCUCAGAUAAAUAACUAAACAACUUAGCAAACCAACUAACUAACAAAAAAUAAAAAUGGGCAAAUUACCAUUUUUAAUGAUCAUCAUUUCCAUCAUAAAUUAUCAGCAAUCCAAUGCUAUUCUAAGUCUUUCAGAUACAACAUCUGUCGAAGCUUAUAUGAAGAGUAUAGCCGACUCUUUUUCUAAUGCUACAAAAACAUCUCCAAUUCAUAAGUAUUCACCAGAAACUACUAUGAAGAUAUUCAUAAACGACACGAAGCUUGUUAUUGAUGUUCUGCAAUCUGUGUUAUCGUUAACUUCGACGAAAACCUUGGAAGAACUUUUUGAACCUUUUAUUUCCGCGAUACAAGAUGAUUCUGGGUUUAGGAGCGCAGUUAGCAAUCUUAUAAACCACAGUCAACAACUUGAUAACUUCUUAGCGAAGUUAACCGAUUUGAUUCAUUUUGAUGAAAAUGACGAUAUUGACGAAAUAAAAGCUUUCACAAAUGAAAUAGAUGGAUCAGAUGGUAACAACUUGCAUGAUAUCACAGAUGCCAUAUAUUCAUCAGUAACAUCAGGCGAUGUGGAUAAUAUUUAUUCAACAGUUAUCUAUUUUUUCACAAUUUACGAAGAAAUCGUAGAUCUUAAAUAUCAAUGUGAUUACGAUAUGACUUUACAUGAGAGAAUGAAACGCAUCUUCGACAUAGCUAUCAUCAAUGAAAUAAAAGCAUUUAUAAUGACAACAUUUGCUUUGAACUAUAGACAAAUUACAACAAAUGUGAAUGUUGAGUCUCAAAUAACUGAAAACAUUAAUAGUACAAUUACCCGACACGCUCGAUACAUAACAACGAUGAGAACAAUGCUGGCACAUUCCUCGCCCGGUAAUCUACGUUGUGAUGCACCAAAAUACGUACUUGGUGAAAACUGUUUCCGUCUAGAAGAUUUAUUUGAAUGGGUUUAUGUUAAUCAACGUCAGUUAUCAUUAACGUGCGAUAUCGACCCUGAUUCAUUUGUAUCGUUCAACGAAAUUGAAUGUUUAUCUGUAGCCGAUGUUAAAUAUAUGCCUUAUUACUGUCCAGCUAAAAAGUGUCAUGGUAGAUUACACAACUGUGUACCCGCAGGUCGAUUGUCAUUUUGUGAAUCGCCAUCUGAAUUUGGCCCACGUUACUUAUGGGCGACCGAGUCUGAAAAACUCCAAGAAUAUUGUAGAGGAAAUUAUGUUGAUACGAUGACAAAAGCCCCUUGUGAUAAUUUACUGUGUCAAUGUUCCGAAGAAGGAGCUGCAUCAUUGGCAGUACGUGCUGUCAAUUUAAUGCCUCAAAUGGCGGAUAUUGAAAAUAAUAUGGUCGUAACAAAUGUGAAAUUUUCAAAUCAAGAUGAUAUGAUCCAUUUACAAAUUGAGCAAGGUAGAUUAUUACCAGAAGGUAAAAUAGACGAAGCGACAAUUCAAAUGGUACCCCUCGGAAAAUUUGGUUAUUUGCAAAAUACUCCCGAGGGUUCAAUUGUUCUAUUGGAUGAUGACGAUUCAGCAGAACAAACGUACCUUGAGUUCGAUACUGAUUACACGUACUUGGGAUAUAAUCGCGAUAAAUUUUUCAUUGAUGAUAUUAUUGCUCAACCGAAUUAUGUCGUUACUGGUGUGAAAUUGGGACAACAAGAACCAAAUCCCGAAAAUCGUAAUAACAAGAGUCCGAUACAAUUGGAAAUACACGUGACUUAUUUCAAUUAUCAUGAUGGUAGGUUGAAUGCAACUAAGGAAAAACCAUCUUUCUGGAUGACACCACGCAGUAUGACUACUGAUGACUACAAAUAUGCAAGAGAAGAGUUGGAUUUAUCAAAUGUGGGUGAUUCACUCAAUAAUACAUUCAUCAAUGUAAUAGAUUCAAUGCCGAAUCAGUUCAUAAAAUUCCAAACAUCUGAUGAUACCAACUUCGGACAAACGACUGUACCAUAUUUCGACUCACGUCCAGCUGGAGUAACAAGUACCACAGCAUUAAGCGGUGUUGGUAUUGUUCACCGCGGAGUUUAUGUGCUUGGAGGAUUUUUAGCACCAAAGAUCAUCGGAAUUAAUCAUUCAGCUCAUGUUGGAGAGAAGGAGAGUUCCGAAUAAUAAUUUUGCAAAAAAAUUGAUAAAGUGAAACUUUAGUCAUAAUUUUUAACCGUUUCAAUUUACUUUACCGUUGAAUUGAUUUAUUGCACAAUGUAAUGAAAUUUAAAAAUUUGAUUAUUAAU